This is a messenger RNA of Coniophora puteana RWD-64-598 SS2, 1518 nucleotides long. RefSeq names its product general substrate transporter. Gene Ontology annotation, biological process: monosaccharide transmembrane transport. The record is from RefSeq and is a predicted model, not a curated record. The transcript has 10 exons. NCBI's taxonomy places the organism in Eukaryota, Fungi, Basidiomycota, Agaricomycetes, Boletales, Coniophoraceae. Gene Ontology annotation, cellular component: membrane. Bases 58 to 1467 code for a protein of 469 amino acids. Gene Ontology annotation, molecular function: hexose transmembrane transporter activity.
AGUUCCUAUAUGCCCGCUCGCAAGCUCUCACCUGGAUUUGAGUAAACACAGACCAGGAUGGCUCCAGAGCACACUCACCAAACGUUCACCACUUAUGGGUGGGCUGUAUGCGUAUGGGUUCUUGUAGUUUCGUUUCAGUACGGGUACCACAUCUCAGCUUUGAAUCAGAUUCAAGCAGUCUUGACUUGUCAGAAUGUGAAUGAUACGAGUCCUCUGUAUCAUGGGCUUCCGGUAUGCGUGCCAAUGUCUGACACUACGUUCUCUGUCGUCACUUCAAUCUUUACCAUUGGAGGACUCGUCGGCAGCUUGUCUGCCAACAUUGCAACAAACCGUCUAGGCCGCAAAGGGGCUUGCCAGGUUAGCGCUUUAUCAACGUCCUUCGGCGCUGCCUUGUCAGGAGUAGCAGCCUCAGUUUCUUCUCUUGCAUUUGGCAGGUUCUUUGUUGGACUGGGUGCGGGGCUAGGGCUGUGCAUAGGGCCUAUUUAUUUAGCUGAGAUAGCUCCAUCGAAGAUAAAAGGCAAUCUAGGCAAGCGGAACUACGCCAACGCGAGGGUUUUGACGCAGCUAGCCAUCGUUGUUGGCAUUAUGGUAACUCAAAGUGUGGGCGUCGCGUGGGCAACCCCUAGACAGUGGCGACUAGUGCUCCUGCUUUCUAGUGCAAUCUCCUUGACGCAGCUUGUAACGAGCCCGUUCAUCAUUGAAUCCCCGGUCUACCUACUCCAGACUGGCAAGCUGGAUCGACAGAAAGUGGCCAUGAAUAAAAUAUGGAGCGGGAAAACUCCUUUACGUCCUGAUCCGGAAGAAAGUGCCAGUGAAGAACCAUUACUUGGGGAUGAGGAUAGAUCCCAACCUCGCGAGGACGUCUUCUCCGUAUCUCGCCUCUUGUUCUCACACGAGUAUCGUAAACCGAUGCUUAUCAUCAUUUCGGCUAUGCUCUGCCAGCAACUUUCAGGAAUCAACGCAGUCUUAUAUUACAGCAACAGCAUUCUAGCGAAGGCGCUCCCAGACCUGGCCGCUUUUGUGUCUUUGGGCAUAACUGUGGUCAACUUCUUGAUGACCUUUCCUCCCAUCUUUCUUAUCAAUCGUUUUGGGCGGAAGAAGCUCAUGCAGCUUUCGAUCUUUUGCGCCAUUGUCUCGCAUGUUCUUGUUGGUUAUGGGCUUGACGGUGCACGGAACACGCUAGCUAGCGUCGCAAUCAUUACCUUCGUGAUGUCUUUCGCCGUCGGUCUUGGCCCAAUACCGUUCGUGAUGAUUCCGGAGGUUUCCCCUUCUCAUGUCUCCUCCGCGAUCUCCUCUGUUGCGCUGUCUUUGAACUGGGUUUCAAACUUCAUCAUCGGACUUGUGUUCCUACCGCUUCGUAAUUCGCUCUCUUCCGGUGAUCCGUUGAAGGAAGGAAGGGUGUUCUACAUAUUUGCGGCGGUUCUAUGUGUCUGCGCCAUCGUAUUUUCGCGUCUUUAUAGGGGCUAAUUGUAGAUGGGGAUAUUUACGUAAUACAUAUCUGUCGCGAAACACGAUCUC